UGCACACCGUUUCUUCAUUCCAAUGCACACGCAGAGCGGAGCAUAAACUUUCCGCAACCACGCCGAUAAUUCGCUCAGGGACUUAUUACUACAAUAGAUAAACCAAGCGGAUUGUAUCGGGAAUAAGACUUGAUCAUGUAUGUCCGUAAUUGUGAAAAUGCAUAGUUGGACUAUGCUACAUUAUGGUAUUUUGAUACAAGAAGUGUGAAGAUAUCAAACGUAUUGGCUACAGAAAAGACUUGGGAUUUUUUCCCGACAGACCCUGUGAGACGGACAUUUACUUCCCUCGGUGUCGAUUAUAUGAAAUAUUAACGGGGAUAUUUACCGAACCGUUGUUGGGAACAGGGUAACUUCUCUUUGGUCGUUUGCCAAAUGCGUCUACGGGUUGGACAACUACGGAAUCUCGUUUCUCUGGCAUAAAACCCACUGGAAAUAAUUGAGUAAGGAGAGGGCACAAAUCUUCUCGUACCUUGCUCAUAUUCCUAUUUCCCUCGUUGGUUUUAUGGAGGUAACUCUGGGUUUGGGUGCUUGACGCCGUUGGACUGGGUGCUUGACGCGGUUGGACUGGGUGCCGGAACACCUCGGAUUGUAUUCACCCGUCUCUCCCUCUCUCCCCUGGGGUUAUUUUUAUGUCCGAGCUGACCGCUUUAUGACAAUGGAUUACUUGCUGGUUUUAUGCAGCCUCUGGUUGCACAUGGCCUCAGCUGUUGAAGAAACAUUAAUGGACACCAAGUGGGCCACAACUGAGCUAGCCUGGACCGCUCACCCUGAAACUGGGUGGGAGGAGGUGAGUGGCUACGAUGACGCCAUGAACCCCAUCCGGACGUACCAGGUGUGCAACGUGCGCGAGGCCAACCAGAACAACUGGCUACGCAGUGACUUCAUCCCACGCAAAGACGUCCUCAGAGUCUACGUGGAGAUGAAGUUCACUGUGCGCGACUGCAACAGCAUCCCCAACAUCCCCGGCUCCUGCAAGGAGACCUUUAACCUCUUCUACUACGAGUCCGACUCAGACUCGGCCACGGAGACGAGUCCAUUCUGGAUGGAAAAUCCCUAUGUGAAGGUGGACACCAUCGCGCCCGAUGAGAGUUUCUCCAUGUUGGAGUCGGGAAGGGUGAACACGAAAGUACGGAGCUUCGGACCUCUUUCCAAGACUGGGUUUUACCUGGCAUUCCAAGAUCUGGGGGCUUGUAUGUCGUUGAUUUCUGUCCGGGUCUUCUAUAAGAAGUGUUCGACCACCAUCGCGAACUUCGCCGUGUUCCCCGAGACGGCCACGGGGGCAGAGGCCACGUCGUUGGUCAUCGCGCCCGGAACAUGUGUUCCCAACGCUCUUGAAGUGUCCGUGCCUCUAAAGCUGUACUGCAACGGGGAUGGCGAAUGGAUGGUUCCCGUGGGAUCGUGCACCUGCGCGUCCGGGUUCGAGCCCGCGAUGAAGGACACCCAGUGUCAGGGUGAGUGUGACAUCAAGGACACUCAAUGUCAGGCUUGCAGCCCGGGCACGUUCAAAUCCAAGCAGGGCGAGGGUUUCUGCACACCCUGCCCACCCAACAGCCGUACCAGCUCUGGCGCCGCCAACUUAUGCUCCUGUAGAAACGGCUUCUACCGCUCAGACACAGACUCACCAGACAACGCCUGCACCACCGUUCCCUCGGCCCCGCGCAACGUCAUCUCCAACGUCAAUGAGACCUACCUGGUCCUGGAGUGGAGCGAGCCUCGUGACUCGGGCGGCCGCGACGACAUCUUCUACAACGUCAUCUGCAAGAAGUGCCUGCCCGAGCGCGGCAUGUGCUCGCGCUGCGACGACAAUGUAGACAUCUCGCCGCGCCACCUGGGCCUGACGCAGCGGCGCGUGGCCGUCCGAAACCUGCAGGCCCACACCCAGUACAGCUUUGAGAUCCAGGCCGUCAACGGCGUGUCGAAUAAGAACCCGUACACGCCUCAGUUCUCCGCCGUCAACAUCACCACCAACCAAGCCGCUCCAUCUGCAGUACCUACAGUUCACCUGAUGGGGGCCACAGCUAGCACCAUGAGUCUUUCCUGGCUGCCCCCUGAAAAACCCAACGGGAUCAUUCUGGAUUACGAGAUUAAGUACCAUGAGAAGGACCAGGGAGAAGCUAUUGCCCACACCAUGACCGCCCAAAGGAGUUCUGCCCGCAUCGAGGGGCUGAAGGCCGGCACGCCAUACGUGGUCCAGGUCCGGGCCCGCACGGUGGCCGGGUACGGUCGCUACAGCAGCCCGGCCGAUUUCAGCACCAACCUGCAAAGUGACCCAGAGAAGUCUCUUCAGGAGCAGCUGCCCCUCAUCGUGGGUUCUGCCACUGCCGGUCUAGUCUUCAUCAUAGCUGUCGUUGUCAUCGCCAUCGUCUGCCUCAGGAAGCAAAGGAAUGGCUCUGAGUCAGAGUACACAGAGAAACUUCAGCAGUACAAAUCCCCUAUAGUCACGCCGGGAAUGAAGGUCUAUAUCGACCCCUUCACCUACGAGGACCCCAACGAGGCCGUCCGAGAGUUUGCGAAGGAGAUCGACAUCUCCUGCGUGAAGAUCGAGGAGGUCAUCGGCGCAGGUAACCAACCAAAGCUCCUGAGCUACAGGGGGAAGACUGCUAGUCACCUCCAGGCCAUACCGUUAGAGGACUUCACGCCAAGCGGAGAGUUUGGGGAGGUGUGUCGUGGGCGUCUGAAGCUGCCCGGACGACGGGAGAUCAUUGUGGCUAUCAAGACACUCAAGGUGGGCUACACCGACAGGCAGAGGCGGGACUUCCUGAGCGAAGCGAGCAUCAUGGGACAGUUUGACCACCCGAACAUAAUCCGGUUGGAGGGCGUGGUCACCAAGAGCCGACCAGUCAUGAUCGUCACAGAGUUUAUGGAGAACGGAGCGCUGGACUCUUUCUUAAGGCUCAAUGACGGGCAGUUCACAGUGAUCCAGCUGGUGGGCAUGUUGCGUGGCAUCGCCGCGGGCAUGAAGUAUCUUUCUGAUAUGAACUACGUUCACCGGGACCUGGCAGCUCGCAACAUUCUGGUCAACAGCAACCUGGUGUGUAAGGUGUCCGACUUCGGCCUGUCGCGAUUCCUUGAAGACGACGCCACGGACCCAACCUAUACCAGCUCACUGGGAGGCAAGAUUCCGAUUCGCUGGACGGCUCCCGAGGCCAUUGCCUACAGGAAGUUCACCUCGGCCAGUGAUGUGUGGAGCUAUGGCAUCGUCAUGUGGGAAGUGAUGUCGUACGGAGAGCGGCCAUAUUGGGACAUGAGCAACCAGGAUGUUAUCAACGCAGUGGAGCAGGACUACCGGCUGCCCCCGCCCAUGGACUGCCCAACGGCACUGCACCAGCUCAUGCUUGACUGCUGGGUCAAGGAAAGAAACCUCCGGCCUAAAUUCUCCCAGAUCGUCGCAACGCUGGACAAGCUCAUCCGCAAUGCCGCCAGCCUCAAGGUGGUCACCAGCAGCACGCACUCUUCCGGGGCGUCGCAGCCCCUGCUCGACCGAUGCGUCCCCGACUACACCACCUUCACCACCGUGGGAGACUGGCUGGACGCCAUCAAGAUGAGCCGCUACGGUGACAAUUUCCUCAAUGCCGGAUUUGCCUCCUUCGACCUCGUGGCCCAAAUGACAGCAGAAGAUCUUCUUCGGAUAGGAGUGACAUUGGCAGGCCACCAGAAGAAGAUUCUAGGCAGCAUUCAGGACAUGAGACUACAGAUGAACCAAACACUGCCUGUCCAGGUCUGAGAUGGACCAACCAGAGAGACAGGACAGGAAGGAGAGGGAACUGUACCAGAGAGAGAGAGAGAGAGAGAGGGAGAGAGAGAGAGAGAGAGAGAGAGAGGGAGAGAGAGAGAGCCAAUGGGAAACCCUAGCUGCCUGACCAUCUCAGCCAAUCAGAUGAAGACAAACCUGGCUUGCAGUGCCUCGAAGGGACUAGACGUUGUGUCUUCUUCUUCUGUCUUCCGCGCCAAUGUUUCCUGUUGUGUUCUAUGUUAUUAGUCCCACGUUUUGACAAGAUUUAGCUGAAUGAUUUUUGUAUAAAAAAAAAAAAAAAGAUGUUUCUAAA
This is a messenger RNA of Oncorhynchus tshawytscha (Chinook salmon), 4046 nucleotides long. Its product is annotated as ephrin type-B receptor 3-like. Gene Ontology annotation, molecular function: ATP binding; transmembrane-ephrin receptor activity; protein binding. The record is from RefSeq and is a predicted model, not a curated record. Gene Ontology annotation, cellular component: plasma membrane; neuron projection. The transcript is spliced from 16 exons. The coding region runs from base 650 to 3724 and encodes 1024 amino acids. NCBI's taxonomy places the organism in Eukaryota, Metazoa, Chordata, Actinopteri, Salmoniformes, Salmonidae. Gene Ontology annotation, biological process: cell surface receptor protein tyrosine kinase signaling pathway; axon guidance; protein phosphorylation.